AAAAUAUUAGGCCGAGUGGCUGACUGACCAAGCAGCGAGGGAGAGGCCGAGUACGUUGCAGAGACUCUUGCAAGGAAUAUAAAAAUCAAAUGGAAAAUGGGAUCUAGAGAACUAGUUCAAACUUAGGAAAUGGAAAGACUGCAGCACCAAUGAAGUCAAAAGCCGCGGGCAUUCAUAUAAUGCACUUCUCCAUUUUAAUUCCUUCCCCAAAGCUUCUUAUUUCUUGGGUUUCCCUCUAAACUCCUAAACCCUCUUCUAGAUUACCCCAAAUUUUGAAGACCUCACUUUCCAAUUAAUCACAACUUGGUACAUGAAGUUCCCAAUUCCCUGCACAAAUUGCUUCCGCUCCUCACCUGGAGAAGCCCCUCAAAGACUGAGGCAAGAUGGUCAAGAUCAAGAAAAUUUCAGAAUUUUCUCUUGCAAGGAGUUGAAAUCUGCCACUAAUGGCUUCCAUGCCUCAAACAAGCUUGGAGAAGGUGGCUUUGGCUCUGUUUAUAAGGGUAAGCUUAAGGAUGGUACUCUCGUCGCUAUAAAGGUGCUCUCCAUCGAACUUGAAUCGAUGCGAGGAGAGAGGGAGUUCAUAGCUGAAUUGGCUGCACUUUCUGUAAUCAGUCAUGAAAAUCUUGUUAAACUUAAAGGGUGUUGUGUUGAUGGAGCUGCCAGAUAUUUGGUCUGUGAUUACAUGAAAAACAAUAGCCUUACACACACUUUAUUAGGUGGAGAGCAAAACAGGAUGAAAUUUAGUUGGGAUGCAAGGAGGAGCGUUGCAUUAGGAGUAGCUCGCGGACUUGCCUAUCUGCAUUUCGAGGUUGAACCUCAUAUUCUGCACCGAGACAUUAAGCCGAGUAACAUACUUCUUGAUGAAAACUUCAUGCCAAAGGUUGGAGAUUUCGGCUUAUCAAAGCUGUUGAGAGAAAACCAUUCUCAUAUCAGUACACGGGUUGCUGGGACAAUGGGUUAUCUUGCUCCAGAAUACGCUAUUAGCGGGCACUUGACUCGAAAAUCAGAUGUUUACAGCUUUGGAGUUCUGCUGUUGGAGAUUGUCAGCGGCCGUGCAAUUGUGGAUUUUGAUAUGCAACUUGGGGAGCAAUUCCUGGUUCAGAAGGCAUGGGAAUCAUACAAGGCCGACAACCUCCUGCAAUUAGUUGAUCCUAUACUUCAAAUGAACUUCCCCAAAGAUGAAGCACUCCGAUUCUUAAAAGUAGGCCUUCUUUGUGUGCAAGAAAUGGCAAGACUCCGGCCACGAAUGACAAGGACUGUUGAGAUGUUGGCGGGUGAGAUUGACAUGAAAAAUUAUCAGAUUUCACAACCUGGACUUGUUUCUGAUUUCACAAACAUCAAAAUGGGUCAGCAUCAGUCAGGUGAUCAUAGCACUUUCUCCAGGGUCUCCGCAGCUAGUACCACACAAACCCGCUUUUCAUCUGAGGAGUUCGGGUUAUCCUCGUAAAGAUUAUGCGUGGUUUUUUUUUUCCUUUGCACAAGCUGUCCCAGGAAAGGUUAUUUCAGCCAACAGAUCAGAUUGUUCUAUUCGUUGGACAUCUUUCAGUAUAUAAGAUCAUCCAAAUCCAAUUAGAGAAGUCACAUUGAUAAUCUAACUCAACACCACCAUUUUUCUUUUGGCUUUACAUUGUUUGAUAAGUUUUGGAAUGAGGAGGUCAUUCACUUUGUUUCUUGCUGUUGUUGAUAGUAUUUUGCAAAAUACAAGUGUACAAAUUAUCUCCAAUGAACUAAUAUUGAAGUUUCUUUAA
This is a messenger RNA of Rosa rugosa (rugosa rose), 1748 nucleotides long. RefSeq names its product putative serine/threonine-protein kinase. Gene Ontology annotation, molecular function: protein kinase activity; ATP binding. The record is from RefSeq and is a predicted model, not a curated record. Bases 311 to 1447 code for a protein of 378 amino acids. The transcript is spliced from 6 exons. Gene Ontology annotation, biological process: protein phosphorylation. NCBI's taxonomy places the organism in Eukaryota, Viridiplantae, Streptophyta, Magnoliopsida, Rosales, Rosaceae.